CUGAAAAUAGCUAGAGGAGCUGUAUGUGAGAAUGUGAAUGUCAACUAAAAGGAUUUUCUGAGACUUCUCCUGUCACCACUGUCACAUUUCUGGACUUUAGUCAUUGCCAUGCAGAAAAUGAAAAAAGCUUCCUGGAUAAGACGUCUUCAACUUAACUCAAGCAAGUCCAGUCACCUACAGCUAACCACAGGAAGGCCAAUGGCUGGACUGGAGUUCGAACCAGCGACUCAGCCCGAUCAUACAUAUUCAUCUAUGCUGCUGCUGGAUGUGAGUGUCUCCUUCCCCAACUGACUGAGGAGCUUCGUCUGGAUGAUGGAGGUUCAAAGUUUAUUUCAGAGUGGCCUCUGGAGAAGUUGCUGAGCAGCACCAAUGGCUGCCCAGUGCGACCCUUUGAGCGGAUACUUGCAGCAGUCGGACCAGGGCUCCAACAGCGAGCGGAGCACCGACUCACCGCUCCCCGGCUCAGAGGAGGACCUGAGCGGACCACAUCCGCUGCCAGACCCCGAGUGGACGGAGGAGAGGUUUCGGGUGGACCGUAAGAAGCUGGAAGUCAUGUUAUUAGCCGCCUCUGAGGGGAGAGUCAACGGCGGGGAGGAUUUCUUCCAGAAGAUCAUGGAUGAGACCCAAACGCAGAUAGCCUGGCCGUCCAAACUGAAAAUUGGAGCCAAGUCCAAAAAAGAUCCACACAUCAAAGUAUGCGGGAAGAGGGAGAACGUGAGGGAAGCCAAGGACAGAAUUAUGUCUGUCCUCGACACAAAGAGUAACAGGGUAACUCUGAAGAUGGACGUCUCCCACACGGAGCACUCUCACGUUAUCGGCAAAGGUGGCAACAAUAUCAAGAGGGUGAUGGAGGAGACAGGGUGUCACAUCCAUUUCCCAGACUCCAACAGGAACAACCAGACGGAGAAAAGCAACCAGGUGUCCAUCGCAGGGCAGCCAGGAGGGGUGGAGGCGGCUCGAAUAAAAAUAAGGGAGCUACUACCUCUUGUGUUGUCAUUUGAGCUUCCCGCCAUCAUGCAGUCUGACCCCAGCUCCCCCACUGUGCAGCACAUCUCGCAGACUUACAACCUCACGGUCUCCUUCAAGCCUCCGACGCGUCUCUACAGGGCCACGGGGGUUGUUCGUGGCUCACAGAACAACACCAACGCAGUCAAGAGAGGCACCGCUCUGUUGUUAGAGCAUCUGGCCGGAAGCCUGGCCAGCACCAUCACCGUCACCACCCACCUGGACAUCGCACCGCAGCACCACCUCUUCAUGAAGGGCCGCAAUGGCAGCAACAUCAAGCACAUCACUCAGAGGACGGGAGCCCAGAUCCAUUUCCCCGACCCCAACAGCCCCCAGAAGAAAUCCACAGUCUACAUUCAGGGCACAAUUGAAUCCGUCUGCUUGGCGCGGCAGUACCUCAUGGGCUGCUUGCCUCUGGUCUUAAUGUUUGACAUAAAAGAGGACAUUGAGGUGGAGCCCCAGUGUAUCACGUUGCUGAUGGAGCAGCUGGAUGUCUUCAUCAGUAUCAAACCAAAGCCAAAACAACCCAGCAAGUCUGUGAUAGUCAAGAGCGUGGAGAGGAAUGCGGUGAACAUGUACGAAGCCAGGAAAUUCCUCUUGGGCCUUGAGAGCAACGGAGUGUUGUCCUCCUCGCCCUCCGUGGCCUUGAAUCCCACCACCAGCGGCCCGUCCCCGUCCCUCAUCUGCCCCGUUGGCCUGGACAUCCUGGCCUCAGCUGGUCUGGGGCUCAGCAAUCUGGGUUUCCUGGGGGCGACGGCGGCCCACUCCCUCGCCACCUCGGCUGCCCCGAACGCCGUCCUCAACAGCUUAAACUCCUCCAUGAGUCCACUGCAGAACCCCAACCCCAGCAACCCCACACCGCCCCCCUCCCUCUGGCCCAGCUCACUCACAGGCACCCAAGGCUUCACGUCUCCGCUGAUGCUGCAUCCUGCCACCCAGGCCACGCUGAGCAGCAUCCUCCUCUCGGGCGUGCAGGGUUACACACAGAGUACACCAUCCCCUCCUCCUGGUCUUGCCCCGAUAGACAAGCAGCCCAACGGCGUCCCGGACUGCACCAAAGGCCCCUGCACUUUAAACGGACACGUCAAGCAUCCCGGUUCCGUCUAUGGGAGGAUAGCGUCUGCAUCACUAGGAGACACGGUUUUGAGUCCAGCCCCAUGUGACUCGGUCCAGGAGGCCAGUGGACACAAUCCAUCAGAACCGCUAUCAAGCAAGUCCAGUCCAGACGAAGGCUCCGACACCUUUGUGGAAGUGGGCAUGCCCAGGAGCCCGUCUCACUCGGCCAACGGCAGCGAGCUGAAACAAAUGCUGGCUUCGUGUAAAACGUCAUCAGGGAAGCGGCAGGCUGUGGAGCUCCUGCAGGGCACCAAGAAUUCCCAUCUACAUUCAGACUGUCUCCUGUCGGACGCCGAGUCCAGUUCGUCGGACAGUCCUGUAGCAGAUAAGAGGGCACCGGGCAGCGAGCGAGCGGCUGAGAGGGCAGCGCAGCAGAACGAGAGGGAGAGAAUCAGACUGGCGCCGCAGACCUCCUUCGCCAACAUGCAGGCGUUUGACUAUGAACAGAAAAAGCUGCUGGCGACCAAAGCCAUGUUAAAGAAACCUGUCGUGACCGAGGUGCGAACUCCCACCAAUACUUGGAGCGGUCUGGGCUUUUCAAAGUCCAUGCCAGCGGAGACCAUCAAGGAGCUGCGCAGAGCCAAUCACGUUUCAUACAAACCCAGCAUGAGCACCACCUACGAGGGUUCCCCGCUGUCCCUGUCUCGAUCCAGCAGCCGCGAGGGUGUUGGGAACGGCAGUGACUCGGACAACUGGCGAGAGAGAAACGGCACCGGUAAUGGUCUGCCGAGUCACGCAGAGUUCCCCUCGGCCGUCAGCAGCCCCAAGAGGAAGCAGAACAAAUCGGCUGCAGAGCAUUACCUCAGCAGCAGCAACUACAUGGACUGCAUCCCCUCGGUAACUGGCAGCAACGGCUGCAGCCUGAGCUCGUCUCUGAAAGGCUCGGACCUGCCCGAGCUCUUCAGCAAGCUGGGCUUAGGGAAGUACACGGACGUCUUCCAGCAACAAGAGAUUGACCUCCAGACAUUCCUGACUCUCACCGACCAGGACCUGAAGGAACUGGGCAUCACCACCUUUGGAGCCCGCAGGAAAAUGCUGCUCGCCAUCUCAGAACUAAACAAAAACCGGAGGAAGCUGUUCGAGCCGCCCAUCAGGUCCUCGUUUCUGGAAGGCGGGGCAAGCGGCCGCCUCUCGCGGCAGUUCCACUCAGACAUGGCCAGUGUCAGCGGGCGGUGGUAGUCGCCUCCGCGCGUCCAGCUCAUCUCCUAAACCGUCCAGGAUGAUGGACGGUCAUCAUCAUGAUCCCUCCCCGUGUCUCUCUGUGCCUCAGCAGCAGCAGCCCCAGGUUUCAGCGGUUGUUGUUUACCUUUUUUUUUUUCAGCUUCAACUGAAUUAAGACUGUUCGGAAUGUCGUUGUCGUUGCCAUACAGUAUGAAUAUUGUGUAUAUUAAAAAAAAAGAAAAAGCCAUAGUUUUACCUGAAGUGCCAACAAGAAACACGUGAGGUUCAGUGUUCACUCCGUAUAGAGCCAUUUAGUCUAUGUGGAACAUUUAUAUAUGAAGGUUAUGAUUCUGAAGGAAGGUACUGUCCAGUAUUUCUGUCCAGGCAGAAUGAUUAGUACAAUCAUUUUUUUACACAUUGAUACUUCCUGCAUUUGUAUUAUGCUGUCGUAUCGGUGACAUGCACUUUAACAAUACUAGACUUUUUGCCUGUGAGAGCCUAAUUCCUUACACUUAAAGUAAUGAUGACUAUGCAUUAUUUUUUUUCGUUUUUGUUUUGUUUCUGUUUUUAUUAUCGACUAAAAGCACAGAUGCAUUUUGUGCCAAACAAAAUGUUUAAGCACUUAGCCAGAGAAAGUGACGGCUGCCGCCAAAUGAAGUGCAGAGUGGGGUCAGCUCACCACAGUAUUGACUUCAUCUACCAAAAGAAAAGAAGAAAAAGAAUCCUCGUGGCCUUUAACCUUUGGCAGCCAUUAGUGUUUUCAUUCCUCCAAGGUCAGUGUUUGUGUCCGUCUUUGUAUUUCUACACACACAAAAAUCAAAUAUUUUGUAUUCAUUAUUCAUUAUGAUUUUUAUGUUAAGUUUUUAGUUUUAUUACUAUUUUAGGGGAGCGGGUGGGACGUUUAACUGUAAUCAGUUUACAUAUGUAUUUUUUUUUAAGUUCCUGAAUGAGUUUCUAUCUUUUAUUUUGUAAUUAUUAGAUUAUUUAGUCUCUUUCACUUUUGUUUUUUUGUUUGUUUUUUUUAAACUUUCCUGCCCAGCAGGAAAGAAACUUUCCAGAUUCUCUCAGCGCUGUGACUCGUGUUCCUGCCUAGCAGACAUUUGUUUUCAUCCUUCACCCAUGUUUGGAUAUGUUUGCUCUGAGGGCAGUAGAAAAAAAUAUUAAUUCAUGUUAUUGCAGAUUUAGUAUGGAUCAGUAAAGGGACUCAUUAUGUUAAAAAGAAGAAAAGUUUACUGCCAUCUUGCCUCGUCUCUGCCCUCGAUAGGAUAGUUUCACAAUUAUGUCUCCGAUUUGUUGCGUUACUCAUAUUUUUUCCCAAAGGGAUUUGUUCGAAGGAGUCGUCGUACUGCAAUCAAAAUGGUACAUUUAUAAUAAAUGUAAACCACUAAGGAAAAAAAA
Molecule: messenger RNA, 4680 nt
Organism: Solea senegalensis (Senegalese sole)
Lineage: Eukaryota; Metazoa; Chordata; Actinopteri; Pleuronectiformes; Soleidae
Product: protein bicaudal C homolog 1-like
Exons: 23
Coding region: 370-3300 (976 amino acids)
Cellular component (GO): cytoplasm
Molecular function (GO): protein binding; RNA binding
Source: RefSeq, a predicted model, not a curated record